AUGGUUGGUUCUUUACCUCCAGAAAUUGGAAAUCUAAAGGUUGUGACAGGGAUGGAUCUAUCAAUGAAUCAAUUCUCAAAUAGAAUUCCUAGAGAAAUUGGAGGAUUGCAAAAUUUGGAGCACCUUUCUUUGCGGCACAACAAUUUACAAGGAUCUAUACCUGAAUCAAUGAGCAACAUAGUAGGUUUGGAAUUCCUAGACCUUUCUCAUAAUAAUAUAUCGGGAAUCAUUCCUAUGUCUAUGGAGAAACUUCACUAUCUCAAGUAUUUCAAUGUUUCUAACAACAAGUUGUAUGGUGAAAUUCCUUUGGGGUGUCCUUUCAAGAACCUCUCGAGUAAGUUUUUCAUCCACAAUGAAGCAUUUUGUGGUUCUUCAAGAUUUAGUGUCCCGCCAUGCCCCACUUCAUCAAAACACAGAUCAAAUAGAAAAAAAUCACUACUUCUACUUCUUUUGCUAGGAAUUGCACUUCUAUUUGUUCCUAUCACCUAUGUGUUUGUAUGGAUAUGGUCUAGAAGAGGUAAAAGAGCUCCUCAACAAGCUAAUUCACUAUCCACCGUAGAACGAGAAAUAAUUUCUUACUAUGAACUGCUCCAAGCAACUAAUGCGCUUAGCGAGAAUAAUCUGAUUGGUUCCGGAGGUUUUGGCUUUGUUUACAAAGGUGUUCUUAGAAGUGGGACUGUCAUUGCAGUUAAAGUGUUUAAUCUGCAAAUGGAAGCGGCAUUCAAGAGUUUUGAUAUAGAAUGUGAAGUUUUGCAUAGCCUUCGCCAUAGCAAUCUUGUGAAAGUCAUCACUAGUUGUUCCAACCUUGAUUUUAAGGCUUUAGUGCUCGAGUAUAUGCCUAAUGGGAGUCUUGAGAAGUAUUUGUAUUCGCACAACUACUUCCUAGACAUUAGGCAGAGACUAAGCAUAAUGAUAGAUGUGGCAUGUGCAUUGGAAUAUCUCCACCAUGGAUGCUCGUUGCCCGUGAUUCAUUGUGACUUAAAGCCUAGUAACGUCUUGCUAGAUGAGGAUAUGGUUGCCCACCUAAGCGACUUUGGUAUUUCAAAACUACUUGGUGAAGAUGAGAGUGAUUUAUAUACUACAACCUUAGCAACAUUUGGCUAUAUUGCACGGGAGUAUGGAAUGGAUGGACUGUUGUCAAUAAAAUGUGGUGUCUAUAGUUAUGGGAUCAUAUUACUGGAAACGUUUACUAGGAGAAAGCCUAAUGAGUUUGAGGGAGAUCUUAGCUUGAAGCAAUGGGUGAUUUAUUCACUCCCCAAGGCAGUAAUGGACGUUGUAGAUGCCAAUUUAGUAACACCAACGGAUAAUCGCUUACAAAAGGAUCUAGAUGUUGUGGAAUCAAUCAUGAAAGUCGAAUUAGAUUGUUGUGCUAAAUCUCCGGCAAGAAGGACAAACAUGAAAGAUGUUGCAGGGAUACUACAGAAGAUCAAGAUUCAACUUCUUGCACGUUGA
Messenger RNA from Solanum stenotomum, 1452 nucleotides. RefSeq names its product probable LRR receptor-like serine/threonine-protein kinase At3g47570. Gene Ontology annotation, molecular function: protein kinase activity; ATP binding; protein binding. NCBI's taxonomy places the organism in Eukaryota, Viridiplantae, Streptophyta, Magnoliopsida, Solanales, Solanaceae. Gene Ontology annotation, biological process: protein phosphorylation. The record is from RefSeq and is a predicted model, not a curated record. The coding region runs from base 1 to 1452 and encodes 483 amino acids. The transcript is spliced from 2 exons.